AUGAACUUUAGGGGAACAUUCAGAUUGCUGUUCCUGUCAACUUUGUCCUGGCUGUCUGUACUCGAGUUGAUGAUAUUUCUCAACAGCACGUUCUUUGAAGAUCUGAAGGAGCUAAUUUGUAAGCCAUAUAAGGAGAAGAUAGGUGACUACGAUGUUGGUCUAAGAAGUCAGCAUUGGAACGAUGAUCGGAUAGCCAAACUUCUGCGGGAGCAGGUGCGCGUGCAUUGCCUGGUUUAUCUGGACCAAUCGGACUACAAGUUCGGUCUUUUGAAGGCGGGGCAUGCUAAGAGGAGUUGGGGUCGUCGCUGCAAUCGCUUGACCAUUGUCGACCAAAGGAAGAUCACUCUGUUGGAGGCAUACCGCCGUACUUACAUGGAGUUCCACAAUGAGCUCGACUGGCUGCUGGUCGUGUACCUGGACUCGUAUGUCAUUAUGGAGAAUCUGCGCCACAUGCUGGCGCACUAUCAGCCCACCGAGGAGUUAUAUUUUAGUGCCCAUCAUGCCUUCUAUAUCUAUGCCCAUGUGGGCAUGGUCCCCACCACCGAUUUCAUCUUCAGUAGGGAGGCUUUGGAGCAGCUGGUCACGAGGAACUGCCUCCAAAAUGAAGUCUUUUUCAGGGAGUGCUUGAAACGAAUGAGACGGGGUCCCAGCGAGGACCUCCUGCCAUUUAACGUCCCGGAUGAGGUGAUCCCGUUCAGUUUGCGUCAGGAGUUCUGGCUUUGGCCCUGCGCCUUUCGAGCAGUCUACGAUAAUCAGAGCUGGGAGAGUUGCUUUGGGAAAGCCAUUAUUUUCCCAUAUUGCCGUGCCAUGUCCAUGUAUACCCUGGAGUUUGUGCUCUACCACCUGCGACCCUAUGGCCACGUAAAUCCCCUGCCGGAACUGAGGUCUUCCAGUCUUCCCACCGCAGUAGCCUCUAGACCGUCGAACGAUCGGGUGGCCAGGUACAUGUAUCGGUCGGUCAGGAUAAUCUGCCUGGUAUUGACCUGGCAAAGGAAUUACAUGGGAGCCGUGAGAGCAGUUAGCGAGACUUGGGGUCGCCACUGCAACCGAGUGGUAUACUAUGGCAGUUCUUCGGUAACCAUCUUGCCGGGACUCGAGAUCGUGGGCCUAAACAUCAGCGAUAGUCGCAGCAAUCUGUGGGGCAAGACAAAGGCCGCUUUCCGACAUGCCUACAUGCAUUAUGGCCAUGAGGCGGAUUGGUUCUACAAGGCCGAUGACGAUACCUAUGCGGUAAUGGAGAACAUGCGCCACAUGCUCCAGCCGCACUCACCCAAGACCCCGGUUUACUUCGGCUCCACAUUCCAGUUGAACAACCACGUCUACAUGUCCGGCGGAGCUGGCUAUGUGCUCAGCAAAAGGGCUGUGGAGAAACUGGUUGAUGGGAUAGUGAGACACUGCCUGCCAGGAGAUAAAGGCACUGAGGACUAUCAGAUGGGCGAAUGCCUUCGGGAAUUGCAUGUGAAGGCCUACGAUUCCAGGGACAUUUACGGACGACAUCGGUUCUUUUCACUAACCCUGGAACACUUUCUCAUACCUGAUCAUGAUGAAGAUGACUUUUGGCUAAAGAGAUAUCUUCUGCACUCAUCUGGAACGGGAAUGCAAUGUUGUUCAACCUAUUCAAUUUCCAUCCACUACGUGUCACCCUACGAAAUGCACUUUUUGGAAACGAUUUUGUAUAAAUCCCGACCAUAUGGCCUAAUUGCUGGGCAUCCUCCGCUAAAAACCUCAAGAAAAAGAGGAUUAGGAACUCAACAGUUUAGGUUAUGA
Drosophila rhopaloa is the source of this 1767-nucleotide messenger RNA. RefSeq lists its product as uncharacterized. Lineage: Eukaryota; Metazoa; Arthropoda; Insecta; Diptera; Drosophilidae. Bases 1 to 1767 code for a protein of 588 amino acids. The transcript is spliced from 3 exons. Gene Ontology annotation, cellular component: membrane. The record is from RefSeq and is a predicted model, not a curated record. Gene Ontology annotation, molecular function: N-acetylgalactosaminide beta-1,3-galactosyltransferase activity.